CCAUUUUAAGCCACUCCCCCUCCAAGUCUUCCUGGACAGUCACAGCAAACAUGGCGACGAUGGAACCAAGCAGGAAGAGCAUUUUCGCCGUCUCUUUCCUUAUUUACCUACACCUCUUGCUCGGUGGCUGCCUGGCGGCUCCGACGAAAAUCACUACGGAAGAUGUAACAACAAGUAAACCGGAAAGUCCUCCCGCCAAAAGCGGAAAGAAUGAAACCACUCAAGCAAAACUUUUGUCAACCCCAGCCGGCCCCAAAAUUUUGGCAACAACCACCGGCAACGACUCAGCACCAGUGAUCCAGCUCCCUAAAAUCAACCAGACCGUGUCCAGCCAAGCCACGGAUCUGGUCGUCAUCGCCUCCUCUGACAGCAAACUGGGGCAAACGCCUGAUGAACCCGAGCCUGCAAAAUCACAGGAAACCAAUGCUAAGACUCUGACCAAUGGGACCACGACUGACAGACCCGCCGCUCCUAAAGCCGCUUCCAAAGCCGCUUCCAAAGCCGCUCCCGAGCCUGCAAAAUCACAGGAAACCAAUGCUAAGACUCUGACCAAUGGGACCACGACUGACAGACCCGCCGCUCCUAAAGCCGCUUCCAAAGCCGCUUCCAACCCAGAAGCCACCACCGCCACCUCUGUCACAACCCCUGAACCUACCAAGUACACCGAGGAGACCACCGCCAUGGUCUCCAAAUACUUUGACACUCAGAGCACCACGGUCCUGCACGAUUUUGAGCUGGAGAUGCUGCAGCCCGCCGGAAAAGAAGGCGUAGAGCAAUACGUGGAAGAGGACGAGGACGACGACGACGAUUAUGGCGACGGCGAAGACCUGAACGCCCAAUUUCACCUGGAGGACAACGAGGACAACGGCAAAGACCAGACGCUGAUCCGGGUGGAGGAGCCGUUCGGGAAGCAAGACGUCAGCUACAAGGGUCCCGCCGUCUACAACACAGAGGAUGAGGACUCGCACUUCUUCUUCCAUCUGGUCAUCCUGGCCUUCCUGGUGGCCAUCAUCUACAUCACCUACCACAACAAGAGGAAGAUCUUGAUGCUCGCUCAAAGCCGCCGCUGGAAGGAGGGUCUCUGUUCCCGCAACACGGUGGACUACCACCGCCUGGACCAGAAUGUCAACGAGGCCAUGCCGUCCCUCAAGAUGACCCGCGACUACAUUUUUUGAACGAUAAGUCCCCACUCGAACUGCCGUUAUCGGGCGGCCAUGUUUGUUCCCCCACCGCCUGCGUAGCGAUAUUUUUAUUCUCUCUCUUCAUGUUUCUUCGAGCCUGAAGUUAACGUGGAUAUUUACUUGGGUUUUUAUUUGAAAGAGAAGGGCGUCUUGGUCGUGUACUUCUGUAAACAAUCACGCAGUGCAGCACAUAAAAACAAACAUGAGCAGAUCAAACAUUAUUUUACUCCUCGCCCCCCUAGUGGCCAGAUGCUGCCAUGCAAGUGUCCUGGUUGCCUCUUCUUUGGUUUAUGACUUCGGUGAAGUCCCUGGCAACCAUCUAUGCCCCGCCCACACACACACACACACACAUUAAACGCUCACACCUGUGUGUGUGGGAGCCUUGCUUUGAAAAUAUCCAUACAUAUUUUCAUGCCUUACACGUGAUUAAGUCUAGUGUGUGUUGGAAUAUAUCUGCUGUAAUAAGAUAAAAUAUAGUACAUUUACACAUUUGCCAUGGCAAUCACAUGUAGGAUCUCUACACUCACUUCCUGUUUUUUUUCUUGCCAAUAAAGCACAAAUAAACGAA
Molecule: messenger RNA, 1749 nt
Organism: Nerophis lumbriciformis (worm pipefish)
Lineage: Eukaryota; Metazoa; Chordata; Actinopteri; Syngnathiformes; Syngnathidae
Gene: lg03h5orf15
Product: linkage group 03 C5orf15 homolog
Source: RefSeq, a predicted model, not a curated record